Molecule: messenger RNA, 2814 nt
Organism: Schistosoma guineensis
Lineage: Eukaryota; Metazoa; Platyhelminthes; Trematoda; Strigeidida; Schistosomatidae
Source: the annotation of a GenBank genome assembly
AUGGCGGAUUAUGAUGGUGGCGUUCUAGCUGUUGGAAUAAAUGUAGAUAUACAGAGAACAGAUGGUCGUGUACAUUCGGCUAUUGUGAGUGGUAUUAAUCCCAACACAAAAAGUGUGACAGUAGAAUGGUAUGAAAAAGGAGAAGCUAAAGGAAAGGAGAUAGAAUUGGAAGCAAUACUUCAAUUGAACCCGAAUUUAAGAUAUUCAUGUCCCAUCGUAGAUAAUGUUUAUGGGAAUGCUGAUAUCAGUCGAAACAAUUUAGUUAAAGAAGUUCCGAAUUCCUCACACCGUCCCGGAGUCAAUCUUCCUACUGAUAUACGGCAGUCUCAAAAUUCUGUCCCUGUGGCGGCUGCUGCUUCUGUUCUCGCUCCAUCUAGUAACAAAGUUAACGCCACUCAAAUAGAAUACUCAUCUAGUAAUCAAUCUCGUUUGAUUGCCCCAUCAACACGCGUUCCUGUCCCGUCUUCUCGUGUGCCUAUUGGCCAUGUUCCCACUCGCUCUACAACAAUAUCUGCCUAUGAUGACCGUACAAAUAACUCUUCUCGAUCUCAAGCUCCUCUCCCGGUACAUAAUUCUGUGGAUAUUAGUCACACUCACAAUGAAGGAUUCCGUUAUAAUGUACAUCAACAUCGUGCAAUUUCUGAUGAGCCAAUGGAUGAAGAUCUGGAACCAUCAGAAUCUGUUCAACUGGACCACAAUGAUUAUAAUCAUGUGACCAGUAUGUUACGGGAACCUGAAAAUAAUACUUUACUCACUGAACGGAUGGAACAGGAUAUCGGUGAUGUAAUUGAAGAUAACCUUCAAUCAGGAAUAAUCAAUGGGAACCGUGGCUUUGCAGGUGAUGCUUCUCGCCGUCUGAUAGGUCGCGCAAAUUCUAAUUUAGGCGCACCUAUUGUAAAUAGUACAUUGUCUGCACUGAAUACAAGUUCACCUACUACUGCUCCUGGUAUUAACGCUGGUGCCGCAGGUGGUAAUGGAACUCUACGCAAGUCUAAUUGUGUGAAAGAAAUCGAGCGAAUACAACAGCGACGUGAAGAACGACGUGCUGCCCAGAAAGCAGUUCGUGAUCAAAUUGAUUUAGACCCAACCAAUCCUAGUUAUGAGUUUCAUAUGAUGAUUCAUGAAUAUCGAAAUACAUUGGAAUACAGACCCUUAACCAAUACAGAUUUAAUAGAAGAUCAUCAAAUAUGUGUUUGUGUACGUAAACGUCCUAUGAACAAAAAAGAACUUGGCCGUCGUGAAAUUGAUGUGAUCACAGUCCCGAAUAAACAACAUGUACUUGUCCAUGAACCAAAAACUAAAGUUGAUCUAACGAAAUAUCUUGAAAAUCAACAAUUCCGUUUUGAUUAUGCAUUUGAUGAUACAUCAGAUAAUGAACUUGUGUAUCGGUAUACUGCGAAACCUUUAGUAGAAUGUAUAUUUCAGCGUGGCAUGGCCACAUGCUUUGCUUAUGGUCAAACAGGAUCUGGAAAAACACAUACAAUGGGUGGUGAAUUUCAUGCUCGUGGUCAACAAAAUUGUUCUAAUGGAAUUUACGCCUUAGCAGCUGCUGAUGUCUUCGAUUUGAAUACAACUACGUAUAGGAAUGAGAAUCUUCGAAUUGUUGCAACAUUUUUCGAAAUAUACAGUGGGAAAGUUUUUGACUUGUUAAAUAAGAAAGCCAAACUUCGAGUUCUGGAAGAUGCUAAAGGUCAAGUACAAAUAGUUGGAUUACGUGAAGAAGAAGUGAAUUCAGUUGAUUGUGUUUUAAAACUUCUACAACAUGGUGCACAUAUUCGAACUAGUGGUCAAACAUCAGCUAAUCAACAUUCUAGUCGUUCCCAUGCUGUCUUUCAAUUGAUUUUAAAAAAACAAUCUACGGGGAAAAUUCAUGGUAAAUUUUCACUUAUUGAUUUGGCCGGUAAUGAACGUGGUGUGGAUACAAGUAGUUCCGAUAGACAUACUCGAAUGGAAGGCGCUGAAAUUAAUAAAAGUCUUUUAGCUUUAAAGGAAUGUAUUCGUGCUCUUGGUCGGCGUGGUGCACAUCUACCUUUUCGUGCGAGUAAAUUAACUCAAGUACUGCGUGAUUCAUUUAUUGGAGAUCGUUCUCGAACGUGUAUGAUUGCUAUGAUAUCACCUGGUAUGUCCAGCUGUGAACAUACAUUAAAUACACUACGUUACGCUGAUCGGGUGAAAGAACUUGGACCAGGAACUUUGUCGGCAAGUAACAGUAAUACUGAUCUACCGGCAACUGGUAAUACUAAUCAACCACAGUUAUCAUCUCGUAGUUCAAAUUGUACCGUUGCUGGAGGCACGGUGCCUCCUCAAAUCAACUUUCGGAAUCCUCCAAGUACUAAUAUAGGAACAAGCGGGAAUAUCUUGUCGAAAAAUUAUUACCCUUCAUCCAAUAAUAAUGAUUUUAGUAAUAACAACUGGCAGAAUGAUACAUUAACAAAUAAUCAUGUUAAUUCAAUUGCUGGCGGUGACGGUGAUUUAGCUAUGCUUCGAUCAGCUAAUGAAGGUGAAGUACCUGAGGAAGUUCUUCAUUUUCAUGAAGUUAUCGAUCAGAUUGAACGCAUGGAAGAAGAAAUUUGCGAUGAUCACAAAGCUGUUUGUCAUUCUAUGAGCGAUUGGACUAAAGAACAUUAUUCUUUAUACAAAAUAUCAAAUCAAGUGGAAUUCGAUGUUGAAGAAUAUAGUGCUCGUUUAGAAUAUCUACUUAGCAAACAAAUUAAAAUUUUAUCCUCUUUAAAAGAUAAAGUGACAUUAUGGCGCCGUGAUCUAAGACAAGAAGAAGAACUAAGCACUAAUUUACAACGAAAUCAUAAAUUAUAG